Messenger RNA from Schistocerca piceifrons (Central American locust), 604 nucleotides. RefSeq lists its product as uncharacterized. The transcript has 4 exons. Lineage: Eukaryota; Metazoa; Arthropoda; Insecta; Orthoptera; Acrididae. Bases 87 to 464 code for a protein of 125 amino acids. The record is from RefSeq and is a predicted model, not a curated record.
GAAAGCUCUCUGGCAGUGUAGCGGUGUAUGUGACACUGGGGACCUUAGGUGGUUGACGAGCAGCGAAGUUCUGAGGCGUUUUGAAGAUGCGGCCAGAGGGACGGUGCCUCUUUGCGGUGGCAUUAGUUAUGCUGCUCAUCGCCACUUCUGAUGCAGUGCCCGUACCUGAAGAAGCCUCUGAGUUGGGAGAUCUGCGGGCUUUGCCCUCCGUCCCACGACAAACGUCACCAUUGAUGGCUGCAAUGGCGCCUCCUCUCCCAGAUACACCAGGUGAUGCAGGCGACGUGAGCCGCGACAAGAGGACACUUUUUAAGAAGCGCCCCUUCUCUUCCGGCUCAUGUGGUGGAGGCUGCUGCGGAGGCUGCAGCGUGUGUGGAGGCUGUGGAGGCGGCGGGGGCGGCCACUCCUACAGUUCAUCGGGCUCUUACAGCUACUCGCGCUCUUACGGCUAUGGUCGACGAUAACGCUAUGGACGUCCAGCAUCAACUACGCUCCACGAGUUAAGUGGGAGACCACGCUUACCUGCGAAUUCCGCAUAGGUUUUGACAAUAGUUGUGUAUAAAUAUUUCUGUUUUAAACGAAAUACAUUUGUUUUGUAUAAAAA